AUGUUUGUUCGCGACUAUGAAAAGGACAAGGAGGCCUUGCGAAAGAUCAUCCUCGGGCCCAGCUACACCGACAAGCUGAUUAAAAUUGCUCAGCGUGAGGAGGUGCUCUUUAAAAUCGACCUGAACGAAGUGGAGAAGGAAGACAGUGAACUCUGCGAUGCCAUCAUCAACAACACCAAACGGUACGUCAAGAUCUGCUGCGCCAUCGUCGACGAAAUUCUGCCUGACUUUCGCACCGGUCCGGUGCAGAACAAGGACACCUUUGAUGUUUUCAUUGAGCAUCGCCUGCAUGCUGAACAGCGACGCCGUCAGGAGACCGGCAAUGGCAUGCCGAUCAACGAGGCCAACUUUGUCUCCAAGUAUCCGCCUGAGUUGAUGCGUCGAUACGAGUUGGUCUUUGAGCCACUGGCAAUUCAGAAGCCGAUUCCUGUCCGUCAGGUAAAGGCCAAACACGUGGGAAAGUUCGUCACCGUCUCUGGAAUUGUUACUCGAACGCAGGAGGUGAAGCCUCGUGUUGUAGUGGCCACCUACACCUGUGAUUCGUGCGCUGCUGAGACUUACCAGCCGAUUGAGUCGGACAGCUUCAUGCCACUUGAACGUUGUCAGAGUGAAGAGUGCAAAGCGAAUCGCGUCACCGGGCGGCUGUAUCAGCAGAUUCGAGGCUCCAAGUUUGUCAAGUUUCAAAAGCUGCGAAUUCAAGAGCACAGCCGCGAUGUUCCCGUUGGCAACAUUCCCCGGAGCCUCGAUGUGAACUGUCGCGGCGAGCUGACCCGUCAGGCCCUUCCGGGUGAUCACGUUCACAUUUCAGGCAUCUUCCUCCCCACUCCCCACCACUCUGGCCCACGUCAGAUGAUGGGCGGACUGCUCUGCGACACCUACCUGGAAGCCCAUCGUAUUGUCAUCACCAACAAGUCUGACGAGCUGGAGGAGGACGAGAUGACUGACGAGGAGUUUGUGGAGUACAUUCAACGCGAGAACAUCAGCAUCGAUCGUUUAGCGAACAGUAUUGCGCCCGAAAUUUACGGGCACAUUGACUUGAAGAAGGCGCUCUUGCUUUUGCUCGUUGGCGGCGUUGACCGCAACACCAAUGGCAUGAAGAUCCGCGGUGCUAUCAACAUUUGCCUGAUGGGCGAUCCGGGAGUUGCCAAGUCGCAGCUGCUUGGUUUUAUCGACCGCAUUGCACCUCGAAGUCAGUACACAACUGGUCGAGGCUCGUCGGGUGUUGGUUUGACUGCCGCCGUCCUGAAGGAUCCCAUCACUGGGGAGUUUGUUCUUGAAGGUGGAGCACUGGUGCUCGCCGAUCAGGGCAUCUGCUGCAUUGACGAGUUUGACAAGAUGUUCGAAGGCGAUCGAACUGCUAUUCACGAGGUCAUGGAGCAGCAGACCAUUUCCAUUGCCAAGGCUGGCAUCAUGACAACGCUAAACGCUCGGGUCUCCAUUCUCGCAGCCGCUAACCCUGUCUACGGCCGCUACAAUCCCAAGAAAUCUAUUGAGCAAAACAUUCAACUUCCUGCGGCUCUGUUGUCUCGUUUCGAUCUUUUGUGGUUGAUCACCGACCAGCCGAAUCGUGAUAACGACCUAAAGUUGGCUCAGCACAUCACCUAUGUCCAUCAGAACUGCUGCGAGCCACCGCUGGAAUUUGAGCCAUUGUCCAUUAAGACUAUUCGCCGAUUCAUAAAGAUGGCUAAGAAGUUUAAUCCAGUGGUUCCUGAUCACCUCACCGAGGACAUGGUGGCAGCGUACAUCAACAUGCGAAACGAUGCUCGUAAUAACAAGAACACAACCUUCACUUCGGCUCGUACUCUGCUCGGCAUUCUCCGUAUGGCCACUGCUUUGGCCAGACUUCGCCUCGCCAACGUCGUAGAGCGUGGCGAUGUUAACGAAGCCAUUCGGCUGAUUGAAGUCUCCAAGUCGUCCAUCAGCACUGACAAAGGAACUCAACAUGCUGUCUCUAACAAUGAAAAGAUUUACCAGGUUAUUUUUGGCAUUAGUAAGAGUACCAAGAACCGAGAGGUGGACAUGGUGUAUGCAGUUGACCAGUGUCUCCUUCGCGGCUACACCAACGAUGAAAUUGAAGAAGCCAUUGAAGAGUUUGAAAUGAACAACAUGUGGCACGUCAACUCGGCUCGCACCAAAAUUAUUAUUGUCUAA
Rhagoletis zephyria (snowberry fruit fly) is the source of this 2151-nucleotide messenger RNA. The record is from RefSeq and is a predicted model, not a curated record. Lineage: Eukaryota; Metazoa; Arthropoda; Insecta; Diptera; Tephritidae.